Messenger RNA from Ambispora leptoticha, 3046 nucleotides. NCBI's taxonomy places the organism in Eukaryota, Fungi, Glomeromycota, Glomeromycetes, Archaeosporales, Ambisporaceae. The record is from the annotation of a GenBank genome assembly.
AUGGAAGAAGAUCAAACACAAAUAACCUCCGAGGCUUCUCAAGCCACACCCAAAGUAAAAACUCUGCCUUCCCAAGCUGAUGCUGAAAAGAUAAGGUUAAAACGUCUUGCAAAACUACAGCCAAAGGCAGAAUCUCAGAAUGAUCUAGCUGGACCUUCAACUUCUAUUCCAAAACCAGCAAUUAGUCAAAAGACGGUAACUUCGCUGCCACCUGCAAAGCAUAUAAGCUCUACCAAUAGUUCACCGUCUUUCAAUAAGAUAAAAGAAAGCGAAGAAGUUAUGAGCAAACCCGUAACACCAACUUCAAAACCUCAAAUGCCAGUAAAAUCAUUCGAGGAUUGGCAGAACGAUGCCAUCUCAAAAGUUUUGCAAAUCACCCUUGAUAAAUCAGCGGCCGAAAAAAGUUCAAAACAAUUGAUCUAUCUGAAUUCUCUGGCUGCCGAAUUAAAAGAAGAAGAACCUGAGAACGCGUCACGUCCUUUUAAACUUUCAUUGGAACUUAUUGAUCGCGCCUUGGUUUCUCGUUUGUCUAUCGAUCCUCAGGCAAUGAGUGAUGAUAAUGAUACUUUACUUGCAAUUUCCAGUCUGCCAAAAAUUCCAGUGUUCGAUUAUUUAUUGGAAUGCUGGAAACGAGCAGGAGAAAUAAAACGAAAUUUAAUUUCUCGUGCAAAGUUAUUAGAUCCUAAGGUCUUGAAUCAGCGAGUGGCAAUAAUGGAUAAAAUCAAGGAGCUCACUGUCUCUUAUUCUGGAUUGGUCCUUCAGAUGCCUGACAUGUUCCCCCAAGUUGAAACAUCUUCAGCAUUAGGUCCACAACUUCUGGUUCCGCGAUUAUUAGCUGAACCAGAUACAAACGAAGGGUUACCGACAGAUUUUCUUCGAGAAUUUAUUAUUAGAUUUGAGCAAGAUGGUUUUGAAGAGAUAUUCGUCCCUGCACUCUUAGGAUUAGGGACGCAUAUUCGUUCACAAAAUAUAUUAGGGGAUUUUCGAGCACCUUUGCGUACAUUGACGUCCUUAACCGAAAUAAAGCAGUUCGCGUCAAUCCUUCCAACCCUGGAAACCUGGAAUCCGCCAAAUCUUCCUGCGCGAGCGCUUGAAGUUGCGUCAUUUAUGGGCCCAUUUUGUAGACUUUCUGCAUUUCCCACUGAGGAGCAAGCAAUUGUAGACGCGUAUUUUUCAAAUCCUCGUCAACGACAACAACGUGAGCUAGACUCUGCAAUUUUAAACAUAAGAAUGACCUUAAAAGGAAUUCAAGAUACCCUCUUUCAAAUCUUCAAUAAUAUUGUGCGUUCAACAUCGCCAAAUGCUCGUGAGGCAGUUUUAAAUUAUUGGGCAACUGUAAUAAAAGUAAAUGAAAAGAGAGCUCAAAUGCAGGUUGAUCCUAUGAUAGUAGGUACUGACGGUUUUCUAUUGAAUAUGACCGUGAUUCUUCUUAAGUUUGCUAAUCCAUUCAUGGAUCUCAACUACUCGAAGAUUGAUCGAAUUGAUGUUGACUAUUUUAGAAAAAGUCAUCGAAUUGAUAUAAGCCAGGAAACAAAAAUAAACGCCAGCCAACAGGAAUCUGACGAAUUUUAUAAAGAUCAACCAGAGAGUGGAAUAAAUUUUAUUUCUGAAAUAUUUUUCAUCACGAUAGCCAUGCAUCAUUAUGGAUUAUUAAAUAUUCUGAAUAAAUACAAUAAUUUCGCUAGAGAUCUGAGUGAAUUUCAGAAGCAAUAUGAUAGAGCCAUGGCUGAACAUGCAAGAAUGGCUUCGUCAUCAACUAAUAUGUUAAGCGAAGCCAUGCUUGAAAGAAUGAAAAAACAAUUGGAAAAAAUGAUGUCGCAUAAACUGGCUUAUGAGGCACAAGUUCUGGAUCAAUAUCUAUUAUCACAGUCGCUGCAAUUUUACAAUCUUUUGAUGACCUGGAUUGUGAGAAUAGUGGAUCCAAAAGGAAAACAUCCACAUGAAAUGAUCCAAUUACCACUUCCACCCACGCCACCACAACAAUUUGCAAUGUUACCAGAAUAUUUUAUUGAAGAUAUAACCGAAUUCUUUUUAUUCAUUUCAAGAUGGGAUCCUAUGGUGAUUGUGCAAAACUCUCGAAAUGAACUUUUGACAUUUAUUAUCACAUUUUUACGUUCAUCGUCGUAUAUCAAAAAUCCUUAUUUAAAAGCUAAAUUGGUCGAGAUUUUAUUCUAUUUCACUCUCCCAUUCCGAGGCGAACCUGAAGGUGGCUUGGGUGCUCUACUUAAUACACAUUCACUCUCUUUAGAACAUUUGAUGCCGGCUUUGAUGUCAUUUUAUGUUGGAAUGCAUUCACAAUUUUAUGAUAAAUUUAAUAUUCGUUACAAUAUUUCACAAAUUUUUAAGACCAUCUGGUAUAAUCCUGAUCACCGUGAAAAAUUAAGGCAAGAAAGUCGAAACACAGUAUCCUUCGUUCGAUUUGCAAAUUUACUUAUGAAUGAUGCAACUUAUUUAUUGGAUGAAAGUCUAUCGAAGCUUGCGGAAAUUCAUAGCAUUCAAUUGGAAAUGAAGAACACUGUUGAAUGGGAAAGUCGAACACAGCAAAAUCGUCAAGAACGCGAAGGAUUGUUAAGGUCUUUAGAAAGACAAGCAACCUCAUAUAUGACAUUAGGAGAUGAAACAGUAAAAAUGCUCAAGUCUAUGACAGAAGAAGUAGUCGAACCAUUCCUUACACCUGAAAUAGUAGAUCGUCUGGCCGCCAUGUUGGACUAUAACCUUACCACGCUAGUCGGCCCGAAAUCGACUGAACUUCGAGUUGAAAACCCAGACAAAUAUCGGUUUCGGCCACGAGACUUGCUCUCCGAUAUUCUUGAUAUAUUUCUGAACCUAUGCGAGCGACGCGAGUUUAUUCAAGCAGUCGCGCGAGAUGGUCGAAGUUACCGAAAGGAAUUAUUUUCUAAAGCAGCUGCUAUCAUGCUUAAGAUCUCACGGAAAAGUGAGGUAGACAUUAAGAAAUUAGAGUUGUUUGUGAAUCGAGUUGAGGAAACGAUCAAAUUAGAGGCAGAGGAUGAAGAAGAAUUAGGAGAUGUGCCUGAUGAAUUUUUAG